Macadamia integrifolia is the source of this 1467-nucleotide messenger RNA. Its product is annotated as ureide permease 3-like. Gene Ontology annotation, molecular function: uracil:monoatomic cation symporter activity; allantoin:proton symporter activity. Bases 779 to 1360 code for a protein of 193 amino acids. The transcript is spliced from 4 exons. NCBI's taxonomy places the organism in Eukaryota, Viridiplantae, Streptophyta, Magnoliopsida, Proteales, Proteaceae. Gene Ontology annotation, cellular component: membrane. The record is from RefSeq and is a predicted model, not a curated record. Gene Ontology annotation, biological process: nitrogen compound transport.
UUCUUCUCUUCACUUUCAAGAUGUAUAUGGUGCAGAGCAAAGCAGGUGCCAUUGUCUGCAUGUUGCUUGCUCUCUUAUUGCUGGGCACUUUUCCUGCUAUUAUGACCUUUUUGGAGAGAAGAGGUCGGCUUCCUCAGCACACUUUCCUGGAUUUUGCCAUUGCAAAUCUCGUAGCUGGUGUCGUCAUCGCUUUUACCUUUGGUGAGAUCGGUCCCAGCACGCCAGCCAUGCCAAAUUUCAUUCCUCAGCUUUCUCAAGCAAGUACUUUUUGUUCCUACCUCUAGUUCUAUAUUUCUAUAUGGUGGCAUGUUCAUAAUUGUAGAUAUAUCAUAUAUCAAAAGAUGAAUAUUUUGGGGAUAGUGGGAAUACAGUUAUUUUAGAUAAGGUAAUCAACAGAACACAAUCCAUCAGCUGGUUAAGGUCAUUUAAUCAUUUUUGAUAUGUUGUUCUCACCAGGAAUAUUCAAAUGGUUAGACACAUUGUCUUUACAAUUGUUGAUGAAAUUCUUGAGAUCCUUGUGCACUUCAUGCAAGUCUACUUUCAAUUGUGGUGCUUCCUCCCUUUUUUCUCAAGACACUCUCAACUCUUAUGGGACCAAAGCACUUAAAUAGUGACUGAUCCUGCUAUUUCAAGGCAAUAAUUUGCGAACUAAACAAUCUAAUUUUCUUCAUUUUGUAUCUUAUUGUUCUUCUUUUAUGCUACGUAACUCUUCAACCUGAUUUAAAAAUCAUGCUGUACUUGAUUGAUGCAGAUGAACUGGCCCUCUGUUUAGAUAGCAAUGGUUGGUGGGAUAUUCAUCCAUGUUGGGAACCUCGCUAAACAAUAUUCUUGGGCUUUUGUUGGUCUGCCAGUGGCAGAGGUAAUUGCCGCGAGCAUAACUGUUGUAAUAGGCUCAACUUUGAAUUACUUCUUAGACAAUCGGAUCAACAAUGCUCAAAUUCUUUUCCCAGGGGUCGGCUGCUUCCUCAUUGCGGUUUUCCUAGGCACUGCAGUUCACUUCUCCAAUUCAGCCGAUAACAAAGCAAAGCUUCAUCAAAUUUCAGAAGGUUAUAAAGAUGGAGCAGGGACCGUUAAAGAGUUCAAAGAACCUGCACUGAACAACGGGGACAUGGAGAAUGGAAAUGUCGAUGUCAAUAAGCCGAAAGCUGGAAGUGCAGACUUUCUCAUAGAGCUUGAAAACAAAAGAUCAAUCAAGGUCGGUGGUUCCACUACAUUGAACAUUGUUGCUUACCAUAUAAUUUUACAAUUUGGGUCUACAGAUAUUAAUCAUUUAUUUGCAUAUGCAAGUGUGGUUACCCACACAUCUAUAUGUUCUCCUUUUGACAUUAGUGAGACUCUGCUGAUACUGAUAAUAUUCUAAAUGGCAGGUUAUUGGAAAGAGUAUUUUGAUUGGUUAUGGAAUAACUUUCUUUGCUGGAGGUUGCUUAGCACUCUUCUCACCAUUAUUCAAUUUGGCAACAAAUGAUC